AUGCGGAUGCUUGAGGACUGUCUUGACGCCGGUCUGAAGUACUCCUCCGAGCUUGCCGAGCUCAUUGAUCGUGCAGUUCCAGAGGCCGAUGAAGAUGAGGAAGGCGAAGCUGAUACGGAGGCAAUCGGGAAAGAGAACCUCAAUCAGUGGAUUGAAGACGCAGACGAAAUCAGCGAGGAACACAGACAAUUCGAGAUCCUUGUUGGCGUACAGGGAAAGACUGGGGCGGGAAAGACUUCUCUGCUCAAUGCACUCCUCGGAUACAAGGACCUCCUACCUCCCAACGACGCACUAGUGGCCACAGCUGCAAUUUGCCAGGUCGCCUACAACUAUUCCAAUGAUCCCAAAACGGCCUUCCGUGCGGAAAUUACGUUCCGCAAGCAUUUGGACGUUAAACAUGAGCUGAACAAGUUUUUCGGAGACAUCAAGCUGCGAGAGCAGCUGCUGAACGGCAGAGGGGAGUUUGAAGAUGACGAUGACCAGGAAGGUCCUGACAGCAGUGAUCUCGGGGAGGUCAUCGCAAGAAUCAAUGCGACCGCCGAGAAAAUCGGAGCUGUUUGGGGCCACACUUUGACCGAACUGGAGGUUAUGUCGACACAGGAUCUCCUGACCAAAAAUGAUCCGGCGGUAAAGUUACUCAACACGACAAAAAGAAUCAAUGCGGCUGAUCUUUCGACGUUUGCCCCCGAGGUCAAGCCAUAUCUCGAUGCGACAACAACAACAAGCAUCACAGGAAGGGCGGGCGCUAAGACCCGAGACAUGGCAGUCUGGCCCUUGAUCGACCAUGUCAAAGUUUACGUGAAGUCAGAUAUCCUCCGUGGGGGGAUUGUCCUUGUCGAUUUGCCAGGCCUUGGUGAAAUCGUGGAGAGCCGAGCGGCCGUUGCUAGACAGUUCUACAACAAACUUACAGUGUCCAUUGUCGUCACACCUUCUGUCCGAGCAGCCGGCGAAAAGACGGCGGUCAACCUGAUGACCGAAAACCAGGAGAUAAACAUGCGAAUGAGCGGAAAGCUCGACGACCGCGGUUACUGUGUUGUGCUGUCUAAGGCAGACGAUGGUGUUGACUGGGAGACUACAGCACGGAACCAGAAUAGGCAGAAGGACAUCAAGAUGGUCAGUGACUUGAACAAGAAAAUCAAGGAGGGAGGCACUGCCGCAAAGAAAUUCAACCUUCAAAUCACCAAACUUCUCCAGUCCUUGAAAUCGAGAAAGAUCAGCGAGGAGGAAAGAACAAAAGUGUUCAAUCAGUUGAGAGAGGAGAGGGAGAAGAAGAGGAAAUAUAUGAAGCUCCAGAGAGAGCUCAAACGCCAGAAGAAAGAAGCUCACUGGGGACAAGUGUUUACCGCAGCUCAAUCCCGGAGCGCCAUUCUAGCAAAGGAGAUCAACCGUUAUCUAAAUGAACGGCAUGCUGUGUUUAUGAAGAGCUGCCCUGGCGCAAAAACGCCUUACUGUCCGCCAAAGAUCUUCCCCGUAAGCGUUAGGGCAUACUGGCCGCUUCAGAAAAAGAAUGAGGACGACCCUGAUGCGAUGCCAGAAGACCCCUUGGUGGGUUUCCCCGAGGAGGCCUAUACAGGCAUUCCAGCUCUUAAGCGCUGGUUGUAUGAGGCCACGGUCCCACCGAGGGAGCGCCAUAUGAAGGCGCUCCUCAACAGAGUCGUUGGCCUGUACUAUAACCUGCAGACAUGGUCCGAUAAAGAGUGCGAGAAAAUCAAGCUGCACAUGACGCCGGAGGAGUUACAGGAGGAAUAUCUUGAUGUGGAAUAUGAACGGCUGGAUCUUAAGCUCAGAGCUUACGCCAAAAUCCUUUCCAAACGAGUCGCCGAGUGCAACCCCCUCAAAGACACCGCCGAAGCCAUGAGAACAUGCGUCCAACAAUGCAUCGACCAAGUAAAUAAUUGGAUCUACAAAGACCCGGAAGGCGAGAACCGCUAUAAAAAGCUUCACUACGCCACAUUCCUCGCCAUCAUCAAGUCCGGCGGCGGCGUCUUCUUCAGCCGCGCCGGGGGCCAAAACAAGGUGUACGACUGGAUGGAAGGGCUCGCGCACCUUUUCAAGAACCAGAUUUGCUCGCAAUGGCUCGCGUCAAAAGAACCCGCCCUCAAGGCGAUUAAGGAGGAAGUCAAAGAUCUAAUUUGCCAAGCACUCAUCGACAUCGCUGUCAACUCGGACGACGUGCAUAAGGAGUUGGCGGCUGACAUCAAGGCCAAAUGGAAGAUGACGUUCAAGAGAGCCGCGGAUCCGAAAAUCAAAGGCAAAGGGACCAUGGAAAAGCGGCACAAAAUAUUGAAAACUUUCUCCACUCACAAGGACAACAGGACUUAUAAGGAUGCGGUGACCAAGCUGAAGAAGGAAGUGUCCGAGGAGAUAAACAAGUUCCCCAAGAGACUGGACGCAAUUUGGAUGAUAGGCUUGAAUAAGUUGAGAGCGCAUGUCAAUCUCAUUAUGGACAAAAUCGUCGAAUAUGAGAAUCUUGGUGGCGAUGAUGGCAUGGAAGACAUGGAGGGCGAGGGAGACGAACUCGGCGGGUCUGAGGAAUCGAGGAAGCAGAAGAUUGUCCUGCAGGAGAGAAUCAGGACGAUGCUCAAUCGAUGGUAUUUCGCAUGGAACAUGAGUCCGGAUGAUGUCCCCAUGCACGAUGCCGAGGAACCGGAUCAGGACGAGAUUACGAAGACCAGUUCGACGAAUGGGAGCGAUAUCCCAACGAAGUUCAGCUUGGGAGCGCUGGCGGAUGGGGAAGACGAGUCAAUGGAGGAGGAUCCGUUAGACGCGAUAAUCGACCUACAUCUUAGUACUAACCUGAUCGAGGACGACGUGAAGAUCAAGGAGGAACAUUUCGACUCGGAUUGAGAAAGGAAUUCGGUGCGCGAAGGACAGGACGAUGGCUUUCUGGGCGUACAGGGGUUGAAGAAUCUCUUUGGUUUCUGGGUUUGGUUGGGAUCUGGUCAGUUUGGGUGCAUUUGCUCUAUUACCUGGCUGCGGUUGAAGUCAAGCUUCAGCGACCGAAGUCUCAAGGUUAAGAACGGGGUAGGUUGGAGCUGAAACUCGAAUCUUUGCAACGUGGGAUCGAAGUUUUCCUGGUAAAUGAAUUGGGAGUGUGACAUGGGACUUGGCCGGAAGUGUAGGGGAGGAUAUGAUAUCCCGGGAUAUGGUGUUGGCUGGCUUUUACUUUUCGGCCUUGGGGAUCAAAAACAUAUCUGCGAGAUGCAACUAGAUAUAGGCAAUUGCAGACGUCGUCUGCCGAGGACAGGACUUUC
Messenger RNA from Neurospora tetraspora, 3254 nucleotides. RefSeq lists its product as uncharacterized. The transcript has 4 exons. The coding region runs from base 1 to 2847 and encodes 948 amino acids. The record is from RefSeq and is a predicted model, not a curated record. Lineage: Eukaryota; Fungi; Ascomycota; Sordariomycetes; Sordariales; Sordariaceae.